This is a messenger RNA of Cotesia glomerata, 6966 nucleotides long. RefSeq names its product nucleolysin TIAR. Gene Ontology annotation, molecular function: mRNA binding. The coding region runs from base 1197 to 2627 and encodes 476 amino acids. The record is from RefSeq and is a predicted model, not a curated record. The transcript has 11 exons. Lineage: Eukaryota; Metazoa; Arthropoda; Insecta; Hymenoptera; Braconidae.
AUUAAUUGAAAAAAAAAAAAAAAAAAAAAAUUUGUCGGUGUUUUGCUGUCGCGGUAGUUGCCACCCAUACACACAACAACCAACCGGCACCCCCACUAUAUCUGAAUCCACAACAGCUAAACGGAAGUACUAGUCAGUCGGCGAGCGACCUUCCGACAUCACGGGUUAGCCUAACCCUGUACCGGCUGAUAAAAUUAACACCUAUAUCACUUCUAAUAACAACCAAAAGUAUUAAAAAUCUUUUCUUACAAUUUUCCUCAACAAAAAUUGUCAUAAAAAAAAUUAUAAAAAUUAAUACUUAAAAUUGCAGAGUCGAUUAAGUUUUGGAGUUCCUCGAUAUCAAUAUCUGCGAGUAAAAAAAGCCGGUAGGACCCGAAUAAGUGAAGGAAGAAGCAACAAGCUGACUAAUCCGCGCAAUAAGUGGAACAACCUUCGUUUGAUCAGACACUGGCGCGCCGGCACGUGUACUUGUUGAAAAAACGCAUCAAUUGUUUGUUUGUUGAUUAAAAAAUAGAUUAUUUGUUUUAAUUGAUAAUUGAUGAUUGUUGAAUUUUAAAAUAAGAAAUAAUUAUAAAUAUUUAUUGAAAAUAAGUGGAAGUUUUUGAAUUGUGAGGGCAGUAUGUUACAACUGUGCGUGCAAGUGUGCGAUAAUAUUUAAUUAAAAUAAUAAAAACUUGCGGUGAGUGUAAUAAAUAGCAAAAUUAGUGAUAAAGUUGGAUAGAGAUUGAAAAGUGAAAGAAGAAAGGGAAAAAACAAAGGAAGAAGUGUGUCGGAAAGAAGUGGCCUCGGCACCGAGCAAUUUGGCUCGGAGCGCAUCGGGCCCCGGGGCUGCGGUGGUGGGUUGCCUGGUUGGGGUCUACCCGUGCUCAUCCUCCACGAGACCCAGGGGCCCUGGAGCCAUCUCCCACCUCCUCCAGAGCGGGCAGCCCACUCAGGCCCCCGGUUGCCGCUCCUGCUGCUGCAUUCACAACAGCAACAACAACAACAACAACAACAACGCUCAAAACUCCCAACCGGUCUUGCACAACGCGCACCGGUCCGGGUUGUCACUGAGGGUCGCGAGGGUGGCGUCUAUUACCUCCGUUAGGGCUGCCCCCUACACCCAUCCUCAUCAUCAACCUUUGACUCAGGAGUGCAGGUGUAGGGAAGAGACGGGCGGAGUGACUGGGGGUAGUGCGCCCAUUCUCGGCAGCCCGAUGCUAUUCGUUCCGCUGGCGGUGCCGACGUUCCCCGCGACACUGCAGCCAGCAGCAUCCCGUCCAGCUCAUCAACCGCAUCAUCAGCCUCUGGAGCAGCGCGGUUUGUCUGUUCCAAAUUCUGUACAGCAACAACCCGCUCGUUUCAAUUCCCAGAGUCACCCCAAUUUCGGGCGCCAGAGAACCAACACCACGACCACGUCCACCGCGGAUAAUCAGGUUAACAUCGACAACUCCUCACCCCAGAGCACCCUUGAGCACCAGAAAGAACAACACCACCAAAGAGCUCACCCAGAAGACCCACAAUUAUUGCAAGUCAUUACACCCAAUAAGGACAUGAAAGUCAACUGGGCAGCAUCAGCGGGUAAUCAACCGAAGCAAGACACAAGCAAACACUAUCACAUAUUUGUCGGAGACCUGAGCCCGGAGAUUGAGACGCAGACAUUGAGAGAAGCCUUCGCUCCAUUUGGGGAAAUCUCAGACUGCAGAGUUGUCAGAGAUCCCCAGACACUAAAGUCUAAAGGAUAUGGAUUUGUAUCUUUUGUGAAGAAAGUGGAGGCGGAGAGUGCAAUUGGCGCGAUGAAUGGCCAGUGGCUUGGCAGCAGAAGCAUCCGAACAAAUUGGGCGACACGUAAACCACCACCUCCAAAAUCCGAAGCAAACGCUAAGCCAUUAACCUUUGACGAGGUGUACAAUCAGAGCAGUCCAACUAACUGCACAGUUUACUGUGGUGGUUUAACAAAUGGCCUUACAGAGGAGCUGAUGCAGAAAACCUUCUCACCAUUUGGCUCUAUUCAAGAAAUUCGGGUCUUCAAGGAUAAAGGUUACGCUUUUGUAAGAUUCUCCACGAAAGAAUCAGCAACACACGCAAUCGUUGCGGUUCACAACGCGGAUAUCAACGGGCAGACUGUUAAGUGCAGUUGGGGCAAAGAGAGCGGGGAUCCAAACAACGCUCAGCAAACCGGACAGGCGCUUUCCUCGACAACAUAUCCAUAUUAUGCAGCGGCUGCGGCUGCGGCUGCCGCUGCCGCCGCGGGUGUGGGAAGUGUCGGGAACGUUGGUGGUGUAGGAGGCACAGGUCAACUGGGGUAUUGGUAUCCACCACAAUCUUAUCCGACAACGGCGGCAACUCAGAUGCAAGCCGGUGGGUUCCUCCAGGGUAUGCAGGGCUACACUUACGGUCAAUUUGCUGGUUAUCAACAGGCUCAGUACAUGGGAAUGGGGAUGGGCGUACAUGCGGCAGGUACUGCACCUGGAUGGGGCCAAGGUUUACCUGGUGGACCUCAACUACCACCUCAUCACGCUACAACAGUGACGGCACCCCCAGGAGUUCAGGCUGCACCUCCACCUCAACCACCACCCGCACAAAUGAUGGCCUAUCCUAUGCAACAAUUCCAGUGUGUUCUUGGUUGCGGUUCAGCUAGCGGAUGAGGAUUGGCUGACACCUAGUCUUCUAGUGUGAUGGUAAAGAAGCAUCCAAGCAAUUCAUCAACAGGAGCAUCAAUCACCUACAGCAACAACUAUCCUCUUACCACUAGCAUCGUCUGCUUCAAAAGCACAACAAUAAGAACACCACGAUCAGCUAAAAUUUAUGGGAUGUAACAGUAUCAGUAUUGGUUAUCAAUUACUCAGUUAUUACCAACGACCGCUAAUUAAAAUAAAAAAUAACAAUUAUUACCAAUAUUCCAUAUGCCAUAUGACAUACCAAUAGCUAAAAUCUUAAACUGCUGUGCGUUGUUUUAUUAAAUUUAAAAAUUAUAUUAAAAGAAAAGGGAACAACACUGACCAAUUGUUUUGGAUUUAUUAAAAAAAUCACGUCGUAAUCAAAAUUAAAUUUUAAUUAUCGCCCAGUUAUCUGACCCUGUUGUCUACCACUGCUUUGUUUAAGUAAGUGAUAUUAAACUAAUUUAUAACAUGAUUUAUGCAUAAUAUAUAUAUGUGGAUAUUUAAAUGCAUAAUAACAACAACCGACACAUGAAUUUAGCAAUGAAUCGUGUACGGGUAAUCCAUCAAUACAUUAUGAAAUUCAAUAGAUAGAUGUGAUGUAUACAUAUAUAUAAAUAUAUAUUAUGUAUGUAUGGAUAUAUAUUUAUAUUUAUUGAAUCAUCCAAAACAUAUUGAGGAUGUCUGUUGUACUUAAUAAAAUAAUCGACGAAGCUGUGUGUAAAUUAUUUGAUCAUGAUUACUAGUGAAUGUGGAUUUAUAUUUACGUGAUUAUUCACGUUAAAUAUCUCCAUUAUUUUUGUAUCGGUAGUUUGUACGUCGACAAAAUAAAACCCGAUUACAGAAUCCUACUAUACAGUUUUAAACAAAUAUAAUAAUAAUAAUAUUAAUAAUUAUAAUAAUAAUCAUAAUAAUAAUAAUAAUAAUAAUAAUAAUAAUAAUAAUAAUAAUAAUAAUAAUACUUAUAAAAAAAUUAAUUUGGACAAUGGAGAAUCUAGUGUGUUAGAUAAUUAUUUAUUUGUUUUAAAAAAUUUUGAAAAAAAAAAUAAAAUUUAAAAUUUGUCAUUUGGUGAUAAUGAUAAACUCCCAACAAAGCUGUUUUGGAUAUUUUAAAAUUCCAAAACAAUAAUAGCGCACAAGUCAUCGUUGGAGAUUGUUGUAUGUAAAAUGCGCACUAGGAUAUUAAUAAUAUUAAUGAUAAUAAUAAUAAAUAAAAAUAAUAAUAAUAAAAAAAAUGUCCAACCGAUGGAUAUAUAGAUACAUCGAGAUGUCAAACCACAUAUUGUCAAAAAAAAAAAAAAAAAAAAAAAAAAAUAAAAAUAAAAAUUAUUGACAGUAUAUAACAUUGUUAAACAAACAUUUAUCUUAAUAUCACAAAUGACGUUUUAUCAUCCCGGUAUAUGUACGCGUGUUAAUAAAUUGCCUGUAGUGACGUCAUUUUUGUAUACACGGAUUAUUACUUCCCGUCGACGAGGAUUUUUAUUUCCAUACAUAUAUAUAUAAUACACAUAACAUAUAUUAUAAAUAUAACAUAUAACAAUGAAUUAUGAUUUAUUUUAGUGUUUUUUUUUUUUUUUUUUUUUUUUUACAACAGAAUUAUAGAACAACAGUUACAACAACUCAUUUAAAAAUCGGAGGUUUUAAUAAUAAAAAUAAUUAAUGAAUACUAUUAAUUAAAUAAUAAAAAUAACGUUGACAAUGUACAUCGAAUAUAAACGUACAAUUGUAAUUCUAUAAAAAAAAAAUUAAUUUGUUUUUUAUUUUUGUUAAAAUAAAAAGUCACCGCAUUGAGGGUAGUUAUGUUGAUUUUUUGGUGAUUAGUGUUGCUUCGAGGUUUUGAAUUAUACGAAUGAAUGUGAUAUGAAAAAUUGAUCGAGGAUUAGGUGUAAAUAAUGCUAUUAUUCAUUGAAUUUUAAGUUUCGAAAAUUGUUUUUAAAAUAUUUAAUUAGUUGUAUCAAAACUAAAAUAACAAAAUACGAAUCAACGAAUAUUAAUAUUAAAUUUAGAUCUCUCUAUCGUAAACGUACAUAACUAAACUAAAACCGAGAAGCCUUAAUAAGGUCAUGACAAACGUGGAACAUGAGUCGUUAAAAAUUAAAAUAAUGAUGAUAAAUAAAUGAAUGAAAAAAAAACAUCUAUUAUCCAAUUUAUCAGUAGAUAAACAUUAAAAACAAGAAGAAAGGAAAUAAAGUGGAUCAGUGAUUGAUUAGCUAAGUGCAUGCAUAUACGGGUGCAUUAUUAUAAUUAUAAUUAUUAUUAUAAACAAAGGAUUAAUUUAAAAAAAUUAAUGCAAGUAUAUAUUAAUAUAUUAAUUAACUAAUUGAUAAUAUGAUAUAAUAUGUAAGUUUUAAGUGUAAUGUAGGUAAAUAGUUUAGUGUACGGUGCUUCUGGGUCCCGAGUUAAAAACAAGGGGUUUAUUAUCCGAGUACCGCGAAACUGCGUCCGAAAAUGAUAAAAAUUUAAAGGAAAAAAAAGUAUUGAUAAUGACGUGAAUAUAUAUAAAUAUAUAUAUUUCAAAAUAAAAGUAAUGAAUUAAUUUAGUAAAGUAAUUAAUGAAAUGAUGUAAAUUAUUAGUUAGGUAAAAAUAUUAAAAAUACAUAGAAAGAAAAUUUUAUAAAAAUGCGGUGAGAUGGGAACAAGUCGAGAGAUACGGGAGAUUUCAUUGUAUACAUAUAUAUCAAAUUAGUAGAUUGGUAAUUUGAAAAAUAAAAUUACAUGUGUAUUAUUUGUCUAAUACACACGUUUAGAUAAUGGAUCACGAUUAUAAUUAUUAUUAUUAUUAUUAUAAAUUAUAAAUAUAUAAUAAUAAGUAAUAAUAAUAAGCUUAUAUGAUGAGCAAUCUCUAAAUUGUAUAAAAAUUUUAACAGUCCAAUAGUUAAUUAAAUUAAUUAAAAGCGUUGAUGUGAUGUUAACGUAUCCUGUACAUUACUUUUUAAAAGGUCAUAUUUUUUAUUAUUAUUUUUUUUUUAAUUGUUAUUAUUAAUUAUUUGAUGGAUUUUUAACGCUUACACCAACUUCCCAUCUCCAGUGUGCUUGAUAAUUAUUUUAUCUUUUUUUUUUUUCACUCUAAUUAUUUUCGCCUGGUAUUUUAUGAUAUUGUAUUGUGUUAUUGUAUUGAUACAGAGAAUGAGUUCAAUUUUUUAAAAUUGUAAUUUGAGUUUUUUCGAUCAGCUUCCUCGGCUAUAACCUCGUUUCCCGUCUCCCAUUUUUACCAAAUAUAUAUAAUGAAACAUAGGUAUUGUCGUAUCAUUGUGAUGAGGACUCAACCAAAAAAAAAAUAUAUAUAUUAAAAUAAAUGAAUGAAAAAAUAAUAAAAAAAUAUAUAUACAUAACAAAAAAAAAAGUAAUAAAAUAUUCAAUUGCUACGAUUUAGGAAUAGAGUCGAGAUAUUUAUGCAAUAAUUCAAUAUUUAUCAAAUAUAUAUAUAUGGUGCUUAAGACAAAUACUAUCCAGUGUAUGAUCAAACGCAUUCGUUAAUUUUUUUUUUUUUUGACAAUCAACUUUAGUCCGAAAAAUAAAAAAACAUCGAAAGUUUAUUUGUGGAUAAAUUAACGACAAUCGAAAUUCAGAUACUUAAAGUAUUGUUGUUACGAAUAGAACAAAAAAAAUUAUUUCAACAUAAAUACUUUGAGCAACUCGGUCUGCAUACGAGAGAGUAUUUAAUCGUCUGCCACCUAGCGGUGACUAUGCGAACCAAAUUAAAUAAAAUUUAGCAACCGAUCGUAAACUUGAAUGGUAUUUUCUUCUCCAUAAUAUCUUGACUAAAUUCCGGAAUUGCGUCAAUUUUAGUUAGCGAGUAUAUGAUAUAUAUAGAAUAUAUAUAGAUAAAAUCUAUAUUAUGCUAUAUAUAUAUAUAUGUAUAUGUACAUGUAUUAUAUGAUAAAAUGUAGUUAGCAUUGAAACUCUUAAUAGAUUAGUGACACAAGCGCAGUGGAGGAAGGAGCAACAAAAUUUGAUUUUAGAGUAAUACUAAGUAGAUAACGAAUAAAGCGAUUAGAAUGUGAAGACGAUGAUAAGGAACAAAUUAAUGCCGUUUUAAUCGGAAUGCUAGAUAGUUUAUCUGUAAGUACAUUAUUUAAUUACCGUAUAUGCUAAAAAUGAUAGCUAUGAUAAUAAAAAUUUAUAAUUAUUACUAUGAUAAUUAUUAUGUGAAAACAUUAAAAAAAAAUAAAUAAAUAAACAAUGAGAAACGAUCAAAAUAUACAAUAUUAAAUCAUAAAGGAUAGUCUUUGUGUAAAAAACUUAAAAGGAAAAAAAAAUAAUAAUAAUGACACUAGGAAAAUUUAAAAUAAGAUUCAAUUAUAUCCUAUUAACUGGUGAUAAUAAU